This is a messenger RNA of Acanthoscelides obtectus, 1667 nucleotides long. NCBI's taxonomy places the organism in Eukaryota, Metazoa, Arthropoda, Insecta, Coleoptera, Chrysomelidae. The record is from the annotation of a GenBank genome assembly.
ACUCGUUUUAAAGUCGAUGGUCUAUACACACUUCUCUCUCGCACACAUUGAACUCAAGCCAUCAGACAACUUUAGUUUUCGGUGUAUAUAGUUGGUGCCAGCUCCUAGAUCCGCCAUUGAAAGUCGUCUUACUUUUCGAUCUGAUCUCUAGAAUGACGCGGCAGAUUUGCGGAUGUCUAUAGGCACGUAUUUAGGUCUACCAUUUGACACGAAGCCAAGCAUGCUGGUCUUGACCUUUUUAUGAACACAACAGCUCAACUGAGAGUGCAAAUAAAUGCUAAUAAAAUGACGUUGGCAUCAAAAGAUUUGUUUAAACGUAAAUUCUCAAUUCGAUAAGUUGUGUGAGGGUGCAAUAGCUUUAGUGAAGAUUACAUCAAAGGUCGAGAAUGCCUUCUCCAAGUCACUCAAAGUGCAGACAUCGAAGAGAACCCCCACCAUGUAACAUGCACCAAGCCACCCAACACAUACCCCUGCCGAUAACAACACGUUGCAUCGGCUUUUCUACAGCACAAUUCUUCGGGAAACUGUACAACCUUCAAAACGAUGCGAUACCUCACCAUGACAUCUACGCCUUCUAUAGAGCCUCUUUGGCGAUUUUUGAAGCCAAGAUGUACUUUGUUAAGCAACAGUACGAACAUCUUAGAAGAUACGACCCGGUGUACAAUUUCAAGACGUACUUAGGGUUCGUCUACCACUGGCAAACGUUUCUACCUAUUGCAAAGUUUGUUGAAUCGCUGGGAGUUAUGGAAUACGAAGGCAGUACUUUUUGUCCAAUUUUUACGACGAACGUAUACGAUGAUGAUGAAAAGUUAGUACCGCAAUCUGAGCAUGUAACUCUGACGAAUUUGCGUGAAACAGUUUCAGGACUUGCGGACAGAAACACUUUGCAAUUGUAUCGUAAACAAUUUUAUAAGAACUGUCCUUUGCCUGGCGCUAUUUGGGCUGGGUCUCCCGAAGAUCCCAUCCUGAAAAACCCUGACGAUUUCAUUAAGCCUAAUUAUUCAGACAGAGACCUUGAAGGAGACUUGAAAGCAGCUGUCGAAACUGUGAAAACAGCUAAGCAACUGUUACCGAAAAUAGUGUCAUGUACUAAUCUUCUCGACAAGCAGGGUAGACCUUCUAUGUUUGUGUCUAAUCCACAAUUCAACAUGAGAAUUUUGAGCAGAAGAGGAACUCAAACAUUGCAAGAAUAUUAUAGACAUGUAGACGUGGUUGGGGAUAUUGACGAUUUUUGGAAUGUUAGGAGUAUUACAACAUCGGAACAAAUGUUUGGAUGUCUCACUUUACCAGGAGAGUUACCAGAGUUACAUAAGCAUGCUUAUCCCUACUAUUCUAUCAGGCAUCUUUUUGUAGCACCACAACGAAUUUCUAUUAGUUAUAAAAAAGUUUGUAAGAGUUUUAAAGUGUAGAUUGUAUGAAAAAUACUAAAUAAAAUAUAUAAAAACGGCGUCAAGAAUGUCGACUCUGCACUCUGCACAUCCCAAGAUGUUUAACAACUUAUUGCCAACUUAAAAUUAUUCAUGAAGUUUAUUAUGACAAGCAUUAGAAACUAUAGCAAUGCUACUCAGAUAUCCAACUUGAUUAUGUUAUAAAAAUGUUUUAUCAUCAUGUUACAAAUAAUGCAUUGGAAAUUUUAAAAGCAAAUAUCUCGAAAACUAUUAGCUUCA